Molecule: messenger RNA, 4132 nt
Organism: Bombina bombina (fire-bellied toad)
Lineage: Eukaryota; Metazoa; Chordata; Amphibia; Anura; Bombinatoridae
Gene: SKIDA1
Product: SKI/DACH domain containing 1
Exons: 2
Coding region: 231-2645 (804 amino acids)
Source: RefSeq, a predicted model, not a curated record
AGGUGUCUCCGGACGAGCUCACUUCACUCUGUCAUUUUAUUUGGAGCUAUAGCAGCGGCGGGAAUAGCAGCUGUGUUUCUUCUCUCUCUCAGUCUUCACAUUCCAUUAUUCCAGGGGCACAAAUGGAGAAGGAGCCUUUAAAGACACUCAGGAUGCCUUGAGAUGUGCAGUUUUUGCAGUUGGAUUUUACAUAUAUAUAUUUUUAAUUGGCUGCAAAUGUUGGGGAUAAUAUGACCCAAGCAAUGGGAGAUCUGGAGUCGGGAUUUGAAGUGGUGGAUGGAGUAAAGCUGGGGUACCUGAUCAUAAAAGGAAAACAAAUGUUUGCCCUAUCACAAGUUUUCACAGAUCUCCUUAAAAAUAUCCCAAGGACCACAGUGCACAAGCGCAUGGAUCACUUAAAAGUUAAAAAGCACCACUGUGAUCUUGAGGAGCUGAGGAAACUCAAGGCGAUCAACUCUAUAGCUUUCCAUGCAGCCAAAUGCACUCUGAUCUCCAGAGAGGACGUGGAAGCUCUGUACACAUCUUGCAAGACUGAGAGAGUCCUUAAAACAAAAAGGAGGAGGAUAAGCGAGACCCUGGCAACAAAAGACCUGCGAGAGGAGCACCCAUCCCCCGACCCUUACUCCUGCUUUUGGAAGGAGAACAAACUUUGGCUGGGAUUGAAUGAAUCUGCGCAGCCAAUAAAAAGAAAAGCAUUUGCUACUGGAGACACAAACGUGCAGCUACCGGCAGCUCAUCUACCUCAUUUUUUUAGUAAAUACACUGGUCAAAGCUACCCCGGAAUACCCAGAUCCCCUUGCAAUUCCCACCUAAACUAUGAAACUAGCCAGAUCUCCGAAGACUGUGUUGCAGCUUUCCACUCCAGCCUCCCUUACUUCAGGAGCGUCCUGUGCACCAAGCACCCAGCUUACUACUACCAAUCCGCCAUUGCUGCUCACAAGCUCGGCUCCCCAGCAGGGGGGACUUACAGAUACAAGAGGAAAAGGUCUGCUGAGGGGGGCGCAGACAAGGACUCGAACAGCCGAGGCGGAAGGAGACUGCUGCUUAUCCCCAAACCCUAUAAAUCCAAAGGGACCCCAGUGUGCCUGGAGAGUUUCCAUUUCCUCAAUGGCUUCUGCCCUCAGCACCUGGCUCAUCUGCAGGAGAGUUACAGCAGCGACUCCGAGUCCAGCUCCUACUCCGAGCAGGCAGCCAACGACUCGGAUUUUGGUUCCAGCUUCUCCAGCAGCAGCAACUCCGUGUCCUCCGAUGAGGAGGAGGAAGAAGAAGGCAGCUUGUCGGACUCCAGUGACCUCAGCUCGGAUGGGGACAGCUCAUCAGAUUCGGACUCGAGUUCAGCUUCUAGCCAGGUCUCUGUGGAAAGUAUUCGCUUCCGCAGAACGAGUUUCUCCAGCCCUCCCUCCAAGCCUCCCCUCCUGGCUCAGGCAAACCUCUUGUAUCAUUCCCCUAGCCCGGAAGAUGGCAGCAGGUUAGGGCAAAACAAGGCAGGUCCCCGUGAGAUCAAGUCUGAAAUCCAAGAAGAAUGGAAUGAUCCGGGCUGGGGUUCUAAAACUUUCAAUGUUUAUUGUCCCUCUGGCUUUGGGAGUUCUUUUACAGAGAUAACAAGUGAUAGAGCAUCUGGGAUCUCAUUCCCACACUCUGGAUUUUCUUCUAAUGUAAAGAGAACUGACCUAACAAUUAACUGUGUUACAGAGGGGGCCUCUUCACCUAGUCCAAAGAAAAACAAUGAAUUUCCACAACAAAGAAUACACAGAGAGGCAAAUCAGUGCCUUCAAUCAACUCCUACACAAUGUGUGGAAAACAAUACCACAGCUCCCAGGUCCUCAAAUUGUGUUUCUGCAUCCGCUGGAAUAGUGGAAAAAAAAGUGUCUAAAAUAUCUGGAGCAGCGGAUAUCCCUGUGGACCCUAUACAAACUCCUAACUGUGGUGUGAAUGAGGACACUUGCACUAAUUUAUCCUUUCUGCAAAAUGUCAAAAUUAAAAUUGAGGACAGUAGUACUAAUGAAGAAUAUGAAUCUGAAGCUACAAAACAUAAGCUAUAUUUUGAGUGCAAUGUUGCUAAAGAUGAGAUUGACAGUGAUUUGAGUGAGAAUAAAACUGAGGAUGCUUUAUUACAAACCAAGCAGGACUCAGAGUGCACUGAUCAGCUAACCACUUCCUUAAAUAUGCUAAGUCCAAGUCAGGCCCUUCCAUGCACUUUACCUAUCACACAGCCCGAGGAAGGGGAAUACAAAUAUGGUGCUAGAGUAAGGAAAAAUUACAGGACAUUGGUGCUAGGAAAAAGACCUCUGCUGCAGACUACAAACUGCAAACCAAAUCUGAAAUCUGCCAGAAGCCCACGCCCCCCAGGUAAAAGUGACUUAUAUGAAGGAACACUGGAUGAUUUUACAGUUACCAAUAGACGUAAAAGAUUAACCAACAAUGUAGCAUCGGCAGUAAAAAAACCUUUUAGUUUUAUGGCAAAUUUUCCCUGUCCACCCUCUUUAAUUAUUGGAAAAGAUGGGGAUUUGGUUCCGGCCUAUUCCUUAAACAGCACAAAGGAUUCUAACCCACCAAACAAGGCCCAUCCUGUUUGGAAAUGGCAGUUGGGUGGCACUGCUAUACCUCUCCCACCUAGUCACAAAUUCAGGACUUUUCAUUCAUAACCCAUAUGAGAAAUAUAUCCUCGUGUACUUAUGUUCUUAAAAACAUGGUUGCAUUGGCCUUUCCUUUGUAUUUGGAUUUAAAUAUCUCAAGGAGAAGAAGAUGUUUGUUUUUUUUGUUUGUUUUUUAUUCUGUUUGCAAUAUGGAGAUUUUUUUGUUUUGUUUUGGUUAUUACAUUCCACAGACUACUUAAUGGUAAAGACACAAAUAAAAAAGCUGUUUUAAAUGGAAAGCUAUAAGAAGCUUUACUGUUAGGAGUCUUAAAAUGCACCCGGUACCUCAGUAUAUAUUCUGCAACUUACACAUGUCAAAUCUGGGUUUAAUAUUAUUAUUAAAACUUAAUAUGAGCCAUUGCAUUUCUGCACUAGUUCUGGAAAGUGGAAGUCUGACUGCUUAUUCAGAUAAAAUACUUGGUUGCACAGUGUGGAUUCAGCAUAACUAUGUAUGGCAUUUUUUUAUUAUUAGUAUUCGGUCAGAGGGUGUCCUUUCUCUAUGAGCAGUUGCACUUACUAUUUUCUUUUUUUCUAUGGACUGGAAUGGUUUGGGCUUGGGUGUAACUCAAGCACUGGAAAAUCUGCCUCAUCAACCAGUUAAUAAAUACGUAAUUCCUUUUUUUUAAUUUUUAUUAAAAUCUGUCUUUUUACAUGCACAAGCAUAUACCUUUGUAGAUGAAAAAAACAAACAAUAUGUUGUACCCAAAGGUCUUUCCAUUCCUAUGAUUUUAUCAGUGUCAUUUUGUGAUAUGGCCUAUGAAUAUGAUGCCAUUUAUAUGCUCAUAAAAGCUAGAAAUGUGUCUGAAACUGAGGAAACAGAGACUUUGUAUAAAAUGUGCAAGUGAAGCAAAAGUCCUAUGUGAAAUGAGGUUGAGCAAAAAGAAUGAAUGCAUUGUUGGUCAUUGUGUAUUUUUUUUUUUUUGCUAGAAAUCAGGCAUUAUAUCCGUGUUAUAACUGCAUUGUUCAUUGUAGCUCUAAACUUGAAUCGUCCUGUAGUCUUGUUAAGCACAAGACAUUUACUGCACGUGACAAUCAGAAUCAAUUCUCUGUGUUUUGCACUUAAAACUGAAAUAGAUACAUAUUCAGAAAUAUUGAGACCCUCUUGGUAUAUACUCUUUAUGUGUAUAAUGUGGUAAUAGCAUUAAAAAAAUAUCAAACAUUCUGAAAAAAUUGCACUGUUGAAAAUAAUGCAUCAGCUUUAUUUUAACUUAAAGGACAUUUCUUUUUUUUUAAUCUGUUUGGCCCUUAUUUAAUAUUUCUAGAAAUCUGCCAGAUUUAGGUCUGAAAUAUAAAGUCUGAAAAUGUUAAUAUAACAUUUCUUUGUGAGGGUCCAAUAGGGAGACGUCAACAUCUGCAUUAAAACUGUGUUAAUCUGAAUAUGGAGUUUGUUUUAUCCAUAUACAUUUUUCCUUUCUAAACUUUACAUACUUGCAAUAUCAUUUUACACUUUUAUGAACUCCUGUAAAAAAGGAGACAAUAAAAUAAAUGAGGCGAAA